AUUAAACCGGGAGUAAAAUCAAAUCAGAUAUAUCUAUUUAUAAACGGAAAUUGGUUUAAUACCAGCAUUUUAGUUUUUGAAUACGAUAGCAUUCGGAAAAAAAAUUGCGGCGGUAAAACACAUAUGAAAAAAGUUUUUUUUUGAGAAAGCACAUGAAAAAAUAAUCAAAAACAAAUCAAACAAAAUCUAAAGCACAUGACAUUACCGUUAAUUAAUGAGGGGAGUGAAUGGUAAAAAAUCUGAAGUAAAUCUUUCCUUUUAUCACAAUCUUCAACGGCUCAAUUUAGUAAAAGAAAAGGGAAAUUAAAAAUCUGAAGUAAAUCUUUCCUUUUUCACCGUAAGGAAAAAUCUAUAAAUAUCACCCAUCCAAUUCAAUUCACACAGUUUCUCACGCAAUUUCUUUCGUUGUUGUUGCUUCCUUCUUCGUGUGCGAUAUAAAACAAGAGAGUGUUUGGAGAAUCAACAAGAAAAGCCACACCAUGCGAUCACCUCGUCCCUCCUCUUGUUCCAAGUGCUCUUCUUCUCCUUCUUCUACUCAUUCACUCGCUGCAACGAGUUUGAAAAGCAGACUGUUGACGAUAUUCAAGAAAGCUCAGGAGCUUACAACUCUCUGUGAUAUCGAAGCCUGCGUCAUUCAUUACGGACCUGACGGCGAACUGAAGACAUGGCCAGAGGACAGAGACAAAGUGAAAGACUUGGCUCUCCGCUACAUCCAGUUAGACGAAGCCAAGAGACGCAAGAAAAGCGUCAAUCUUUACGAGUUCCUCAACAAGAAUAAGGAUAAGAAGACGAUGAUCAACAAGAAGGCGAAGAGGAAUGUUGAAGAACUAAAGUAUCCAAUCUCUGAUCAUUACUCUCCCCACCAAAUCAACCAACUGAUUCACUCCUUGGAACUAAGUUACUCUACUUUGCAAGAAAGACGCCGUUUUCUUGCGGCAAAAGCAAACUUGGAGGAUCGUCAACAUUCUUUAAACCCUAGCCACUUCACCCAAGAGUCUGUGUUGAAAAAUCAGGAGCUUUGUGUUAAUGAUAAGAACAGCAACAACUUUCAACAUCUUUGCGUUUCUGAUUACUCAGCGGUACAAGAAUCUGCGUUACGUUAUCACUCUAUGCUUUAUGAUCAGAACAUGAUGUGUAUGGGUAACAUCAACAACGUUCAACAUCCUUGGCUCUCAAACGCACACCCACCAGAGCUACAAGAACCUAAUCAGUUGAUGCAGCGUGAGCUUAAUUAUGGCUUUGAUCAGAAUAUGUGUAUGAGUGAUACUACCAACAGCUUCAGCGUUGUAGAUCCUUGUCUCCCAAACAUGCUUCCAGAUGAUUUCUGCUUUGAUUUUCAAGACCCUUAUGGUGGUAACAUGGUCGGUAACCCUAGUUUCUCUCAAGAUUUUUUUCCGGACAUGUCUUCAAGCUAUGUUUAUGGGAGCCGACUACUUCAGGAGUCUACUCUACCAUCUCUCUCUAGCUCCAACAUUACUAACGAAAACUCUGAGAUUCCAAGCAAUUUACCUGAUGAUCACAGAAAGUGAAGCUGUUUAUGCAUCUGCAUGUUUUUAUUUUGAAUACGCAUAUAUAUAUAUAUAAAUGUAACUGGAAAACAGAAGUUUUGUUCGGUUUAGUACACUAUUCAUAUAUGUAUGCAUGGUCAUAUCUUUAAUGAAAACUCGUAGAAAUUCAAUGCAAAACAAUUUAUUUUGAAACAUUGUGAUAUGUAUUUCUCUCGUUGAUUGUCACAGCAGAUCCUUUUUUUCUGAACAGAAUUAAAUUUCAAAACAUUUGCUUCUAAUUUAUGUUACUUCUUUCUCACUACUCUAUGACAACCAAAACUAAAACACCAAACAAAGACUACUCAUGUUAUGUAGUUGUUAAGACAAUGACGGAGAACAAUCAGGCUGUUGCCAGACAACGAUGUAAAGAAAGACCAGUGCUUUCAAGUAAGUACAUGUCUUUCGUCUUGCCUUGUCCUGCAAACUCAGAGUCAUAGUCCAACUUCACUCUCACUCUUAACUUCUUCAAAACAGUAUAUGUUUUUGUA
Brassica napus (rape) is the source of this 2035-nucleotide messenger RNA. RefSeq names its product agamous-like MADS-box protein AGL75. The record is from RefSeq and is a predicted model, not a curated record. NCBI's taxonomy places the organism in Eukaryota, Viridiplantae, Streptophyta, Magnoliopsida, Brassicales, Brassicaceae. The transcript has a single exon. Bases 480 to 1529 code for a protein of 349 amino acids. Gene Ontology annotation, molecular function: protein dimerization activity; DNA binding.